Cylicocyclus nassatus is the source of this 1228-nucleotide messenger RNA. The record is from the annotation of a GenBank genome assembly. Lineage: Eukaryota; Metazoa; Nematoda; Chromadorea; Rhabditida; Strongylidae.
UUGAGUAGGCAAUGAAAAGUGUGCUGCGAUCGAUCUCACGGAUCCACGGUCGUGUCGGUCGUAUCAGGUCGAAACGAUUGUACAUGGCUACAAGUAAAUCUCCGACUGAUUUCUCCGUUUCUGACAUCGGUCGUCUAUAUGAAAUCCCACGAGAAGCUGUUGACGCCCUGGGAUAUCAAAGAUUGCUCCCCUCAAAUCUAAUAAAACAAGUUGAUACUCUUGGAGAGUUGGUAACAGUUAUUAGGGAACCCAUCCUUGAGGUAUCUUCUUGUAUGUCCGUUAUACGUCCCUCAUUUCCUGCCCUUAGGAUGGUACUAUGGGGUCCAUUUGGUACUGGGAAGUCAGUCACGCUUAACCAAGCUGUGUAUCUUGCGUAUACGCAGGGCAUGGUUAUUGUGCAACAUCCCGGCGCAAUGUCUCUUACGCGCACGGUUGUGGAGGUGGAAAUGUCAACUUUCAAGCAGGGUCGUAUAAAUGAUCCCGUUAACGCAGUUCAGAUCUUACAACGAUUUAAGGAGCAGAAUCAACAUAUGUGGAAAACGCUAAGUAUAUUGAAGACGGAACGAGAUUAUGAAUGGACUAAAAGCGAGAGAACAGCUGUUGAUCGACCUAUCACUGAGAUUGUGGAGAUAGGUAUCUCCGCACCCUUUCUUGCCACUGACUGUGUUGGUGGACUAUUCCGUGAAUUGAAGAGACACUCCUCUGCUGGUUCUAUCAAGGUCUUUGUCGCUGUUGAUGAUGCGAAUUCGUUAUGGGGGAAAACACUGGUUAAGAAGGCGGACAGAACAUUUGCUUCACCUUCUGAACUAACACUCGUGAACCACUUUCGAAACUUGAUCUCCUCGGAUUGGGAAAAUGGAUGUAUAUUGUUGGUGGCUGAUAAAAAAGAAGUUUCGGAUGCGAGAGAUGAAGUUACUGUGCCACGGCAUACGCCUUUAGAAUUAUUUGGUGAAGAAGGCUUCUACUUUAUUGAGCCGUUUCUGCCUAUCGAAGUGAAGCAGUAUAGUAUGGAGGAAAUUAACAACAUCUAUCAGUAUUAUUACGAUAAGAGGUGGCUCGCCAGCGAAAAAGCACGAACAGAAGAUGGCAAGCAGCAGUUGAUACAUCUCAGUGCAUUUAAUCCUCACAAUUUUGAGAGGUUAUGUGCAUUUAACUAGCCUAUGACUUAUCCUGUUCACAGACAGGUUGAAUAGUUUUUGUUAUACAUGCUUGUUUGAAUAAAAAAAAU